GUGAGAAGUGAUUUAUCAAAAAAAAAAAAAGAUUCGUGAGAAGUGAGGAAGUGAAGAAUAUGUCGCAGCUGGUGAAUAAGGCCAAGGACUUCGUGGCGGAGAAGAUAGCGAAUGUGAAGAAGCCAGAGGCGAGUGUGGAAGACGUGGACUUCAAGCGCGUGAGCAGGGAGUGCGUGGAAUACCUGGCCAAGGUCUCGGUGUCGAACCCUUACAGCGCCCCAAUCCCAAUCUGUGAGAUCUCUUAUUCCCUCAAAAGCGCUGGAAGGGAGAUAGCGAAGGGGACAAUGGCAGAUCCAGGAUCGUUGAAAGGGGACGAGACAACGAUUUUGGAGGUGCCAGUGAAAGUGGCACACAGCAUACUGAUGAGUAUAGCGAAGGACAUAGGAAGCGAUUGGGACAUUGACUAUCAGCUGGAUCUCGGUCUCACCAUUGAUCUUCCUGUUAUCGGCAACUUCACCAUCCCUCUCUCUCACAACGGAGAGAUCAAGCUCCCCACUCUCUCCAAUGUCUUUGCCUAGCCAGCACCAUUCCCACUUGUGGGGGUUCUGCUAACUAAACUAAGUUAUAAUAUUAUGUCUCUUUAUCUAUAUCUUUUUCCUGGUUUUCAUUUUCAAGCUCCUUGUGUUCAAAUUUCAUUUGUGUAUCAGUUCUGUGUUCAAUCUUAGUAUCGCCUUUCAUGAUAUGGAGAGUCAAGCCAAGCUUAUACAGAUAGAACUGUGUGCCUGUACACUUUUUCUGAUUCCUAGUAUAAAAGGCGUUUACAACUA
This is a messenger RNA of Prosopis cineraria, 767 nucleotides long. RefSeq names its product desiccation protectant protein Lea14 homolog. Lineage: Eukaryota; Viridiplantae; Streptophyta; Magnoliopsida; Fabales; Fabaceae. The transcript has 2 exons. The record is from RefSeq and is a predicted model, not a curated record. Gene Ontology annotation, cellular component: cytosol. Gene Ontology annotation, biological process: response to desiccation. The coding region runs from base 60 to 518 and encodes 152 amino acids.